AUGGAAUUAAAUAUCUUCUACCACAGGGAAUAUAUCAACUUCGACGUUAUCACGACGUUGUCCCAACAUUUGGGGGACAGGCUUGGGAAGGUCUACCUUUUCCAUUAUUCUCCAAGUGUUCCUCAAUUCAAACCCCUGGCUACGAUGAUGUCAAAGUCGAAUAGCAAUACCACUACGCUCCAUUUCCAAGUGCAGACGCUCAGCCCUGCCAUCCUCGAUUUCUUAUGCCUUGACAUGCCGAAGCUCGUGUCGCUCGGCCUAGUCUAUGAGAAGCUUGGUGCAGCCGGUAGCGAUGGUGGUGGGUCUGAUAGCGACCCUGUGAGCAUCCUCCUUAAUGCUCACCGCUUCCAAGUAUUCCCAACCGUUGGGAAUUGCUUGACCGCCUCCCACGUGCAAUAG
Pleurotus ostreatus (oyster mushroom) is the source of this 399-nucleotide messenger RNA. RefSeq lists its product as uncharacterized. NCBI's taxonomy places the organism in Eukaryota, Fungi, Basidiomycota, Agaricomycetes, Agaricales, Pleurotaceae. The transcript has a single exon. Bases 1 to 399 code for a protein of 132 amino acids. The record is from RefSeq and is a predicted model, not a curated record.